UAUGACCUCAAUCUGACUGUGCAAAUACAGUGGUGGAUUUGCAUGAACACAUUUCGACACUGAAUCAGAACUUCUGGUUGUUGCAAAUAGUUGUCAUUGCUGCAGUUGGCAAGAUGAAUACUUCUGUACUAGUACUCUUCGUCGGGUUGCUGUGCUAUGCUAGCGCAGCAAGUUUUAUCCCCAGCACCAAUCCACAACUUGUCGAGACCCCAAAGGGAACUACCCCAUGUGUUACUCCGAAACAAUGGGAGGGACGUUUCAGCGAGUGGGACCACAAUAAGGAUGCCAACAACAGGUAUAAAAUCAGCUUUGAUGGAGUCAAGAGACGUAAAUAUGUCGAGGAGGAGAUGAAGUCGAUGAUACCCGGAAGAAGACUGAUGAAGUAUUUGAUACUCUUCGACGAGAAAGUCGAGUACCAGAUCGACCCAUCUUUCAACCGGUGCAAGCAGAUACCAAUGGGCCCAUGGAGGAACUUUAGCAUCCCACCAGACGCCACCUUCGAGGAUGCCUACUCGAUCGGAGGGGCUGGUAACUCAAUCAAUGUGACUGAAUGGUCGGACAGGAAGCCGUCCAGGUCUUACGAGACAUGGAUUGGCGGGUACACCGAAGCAAGCUGCUGGCCCGUCUUCGAGAUCUUCACCAUGAAAAACGACGACAUCAACAUUGACAUGACCACCAGAUUUUUUGAUACCACAGAAGGUAUCAAAAACAUGUCCGUGUUCGAUGUACCGGCCAUCUGCAACCAGGCCGUCCUGGCCACCACACCAGACACCAGCAACACAUGGCUCGAUGAGAAGUUGGCCAGCUGGAUUCCCAAUUGGGCCAAGGACUUUUUAGGCUGGCAAAAAAUCGAUGACGUCACUGCUGUACCACCAGUAAAUGUCCGAGUCCCGUGGCCUGCUAAAAACUUGGGACUCGAUACCAAUAAGCCAAUGAAAACCGUCGAAAGGUUCUAUAGGAAAAUUUGAGAUUGUCAAAUUAAUUUGAAAAAGUUUCGUAUCCUGCCACCACCUUUUCAUUCGUUGAUGAAAUAGAAUAGAAUCUAAUUUCAAUUGGGAUAUUUUUGUUAGAAAAAAUACCGAAAAAGUGUUGGCAGGAUACGGAAAGUUUUCUGCAAUUUCCACUCGAAAGGAAGCGGAGAAAAAUUGUUAUCUUAUUAAAAAAAAUAAUGCAGUGGAAGGUAGUACCAAACCUAUACGCCAUGCCAACAGUGAGACGGACGCUUUGACCUUUCGAUGCAUGAUCAACGAUAAUAGCGAUGUGCAUUUUACAAGGGUGGGGGUCAAAAUUGGGCAAAUCAAUUUACUCAUUCACAGGUAAAAAAUAAGAUACGAGAAACCUUUAAUGUCCCACCAGGGGAAAUUCGUUUGGCAUUUUGAAAACAUCAAUAUGCCCAUUAAGAACAAGGAGAAAUUAUGAAAUAACUAAGUUUAAUGUUCCUGAUUUAAAACAAAAAUUAAACGUCACAUGUAAUCACAUUUUUAAAUUCACAGCUCAGGGGAACAACAAAUUGUUUUUGUAGUGUUUGUCCGAAUGGAGAAAUUCUGGACGUAUAGGGGAGCGGUUUGUUUUUUAGGGGUUGGUCUUUUUGUUGAUAGGGGCAGGUCUUUUAGGAUCCACACCUGCCAGCCAAAAAUUACUCACCCUAGGUUAAAAUGUUUAUUGUUGUUUGCGAUACGCACUGUUUACUCAUAAUACAAAUCCUGUACCAACUUUUACCUACAAGUUCCAAUUUCUCAAUUCUGUGUUUGGCAGUCUAUAUAUAGAUUGAUACAAGAUCAAAAGAAAACAACGGUAGGUAUAUUAAGUAGACUUGUCAAUACAAUUCUCUUUGAUUACCAUUCAACUAGGCCUUAUAUUAUUGUCAUCUGCUUCAAAGCUUUCCCAAACAUAUUGGGACGUGUCUUAACGCAUAAGAGUUAAUAAUAAACACUUAAAUUAAUUGCA
This is a messenger RNA of Asterias rubens (European starfish), 1947 nucleotides long. RefSeq names its product mammalian ependymin-related protein 1-like. Gene Ontology annotation, molecular function: calcium ion binding. The record is from RefSeq and is a predicted model, not a curated record. Gene Ontology annotation, biological process: cell-matrix adhesion. Bases 114 to 968 code for a protein of 284 amino acids. Gene Ontology annotation, cellular component: extracellular region; lysosome. Lineage: Eukaryota; Metazoa; Echinodermata; Asteroidea; Forcipulatida; Asteriidae. The transcript has 3 exons.